AUGACUAGCGGUUUCGUUAUGUCACCGGCGAUUGUUGCCGCCGUUCGUCCUCUGCCAUCGCAAGACUGUUUCUCAGCUGCUUCUGUUAAUGGACGCAAAUCAAUCAAUUCCUGUUCUUAUAUUUGCGUUCCUAUCUCAUUGUCUACUUCCUAUGGUCGAAGCAAAUGCGCCUUCUCAAUCUCGCGAAAGAAUCCAAAAUCGACGAUCCGGUGCGAUAUUGCAGUGAAAUCGGCGGCUUCUGUGGACGCGGACGCUGAUCUGUCGUCGCCGACGUCAUUGGAGACGGAGGAAGACGAGAAGGCGAAGGCGAAGAUUGGGGCUAAGGUUAGGGUUACGGCGCCGUUGAAAGUUUACCACGUGGUUCGCGUGCCGGAGGUUGAAUUGAUGGGAAUGGAAGGUUUGAUCAAAGACUACGUCGUCCUCUGGAAAGGGAAGCGAAUCUCAGCUAAUCUGCCGUUCAAGGUACAGUUCGUGAAAGAGAUCGAAGGUCGUGGUCCUGUCAAAUUCUUCACUCAUCUCAAGGAAGACGAAUUCGAGUUACUUGAUCCCUGA
Microthlaspi erraticum is the source of this 552-nucleotide messenger RNA. The record is from the annotation of a GenBank genome assembly. Lineage: Eukaryota; Viridiplantae; Streptophyta; Magnoliopsida; Brassicales; Brassicaceae.